Cicer arietinum (chickpea) is the source of this 4846-nucleotide messenger RNA. RefSeq names its product DExH-box ATP-dependent RNA helicase DExH7, chloroplastic. The record is from RefSeq and is a predicted model, not a curated record. Gene Ontology annotation, molecular function: RNA binding; helicase activity; ATP binding. NCBI's taxonomy places the organism in Eukaryota, Viridiplantae, Streptophyta, Magnoliopsida, Fabales, Fabaceae. Gene Ontology annotation, cellular component: intracellular anatomical structure.
AAAAAAGUUGUGACCGAUUUUUCCAGUUUUGAGACGGUUCUGUGCGUUUUCUCGAGAAGGUGGUUUUCAGGGCUUCUGAUUCAACAGGUUGAACCGGCUGUGAUAAAUAAAUAAAUACUGAAUCAUAACAUACACUCGCUCGGGUCGCUCCAGUAUACGUGAUGCCGCCGAAAAGGAAUCAGAAACAGAACCGAAAGCCACCUCAGUCAUCCUCAUCCGCGCCAAGGCUGCAAAUUUCGGCCGAAAAUGAGAAUCGACUCCGUCGGCUCUUGCUCAAUUCAGCCCGUCCCAGUCAUGUGACGGACGACACCCUAACAAAGGACCAGAAAGCGAAGAAGCUGAAAGCUGUUUACGAGAAACUCUCUUGCGAAGGUUUCAGCAAUGAUCACAUUGAGCUUGCUCUAUCCGCUCUCAAGGAAUGUGCUACAUUUGAAUCAGCUCUUGAUUGGUUAUGCUUGAAUUUGCCCGGGAAUGAACUUCCACUCAAGUUUUCCACUGGGACUUCCUUUCAUUCUAGUGAAGAGGGUUCCGUUGGUGUUAUAUUAAACCAACAGGACAAUUCAAUUCCCUUGGUGGAUCCAUCCAGCACAACUAAGGAAAACGCUCUAGAAUCUCCGGUUUUAAUCAAGAGACAGUUGAACGACGAUACUUUAGAUUCUUGCCAUUCAUCUCAAGCAGAUUGGAUCAGGCAAUAUGUGGAGCAACAGGAAGAGGAUGAAAAUAAUACUUGGGAAGAUGACAUUUUUUAUGAAAGUAAUGCCGCCAAAAAGAAGCCCGGUGAACCUAGGUAUUACGAUGUUAUUGCCAAGGAGUAUCUUGCUGCAAGGUUAGAAGCUACAAUGGCGAAGGAGAAAGGGGAUAGAAAACAUCAGGAGCAGGCAAGCCGUAUCAUACGAAAACUGAAACAAGAGUUAUCUGCUCUAGGAUUAUCAGAUGACAAUUUGGCCUUAGAGUACGAGCAAAUCAGUACUAACCAUGCAUCAGAGAGAGCAUCCAUGAGCCAUGAGCUUUUGAUAGAAAAAGGCUCACACGAUGAUGUAAGUUAUUCGGCCAUUAUUUUGCCUUCUGAUGGGGCAGCAAUAAAUGGAAGUGAUGUGGAGAACCAUAGCGUGGAGGGAGAUCUUACUAAGUCUUGCUUGCCAGAAGUACAUGUUGAAAAAGAUUCUGCACAAGGAGAGGCUGGAGACAUUGAGCUUGGUGGUUUCUUCUUGGAGGAUGUGCCGUCUAAUGAAAUACACCCUGAUAUUUUAAAAGCUCAGAAACUAGAAAAAAUCAAAAGAUUAUCUGAGAAGAACUUGGAUAAGUUAGAUGGCAUUUGGAAGAAGGGGGACACUCAAAAGGUUCCAAAGGCUAUUCUUCAUCAGCUAUGCCAGAAAUCAGGAUGGGAAGCUCCAAAGUUCAAUAAAAUACUUGGCAGAGGAAAGAGUUUUGCCUAUACUGUAAGCAUAUUACGUAAAGCUAGUGGGAGGGGUAAGAAUCGGAAAGCCGGGGGACUAGUCACGCUUAAGCUUCCAGAUCAGAAUGAGACCUUUGAAUCUGCUGAGGAUGCACAAAAUAAAGUGGCUGCAUAUGCUUUGUUCCAACUAUUUCCUGAUGUCCCAGUUCAUCUCCUAAUCACUGAGCCUUAUGCUUUAGCUGUUAUUAAGUGGAUGGAAGGGGAAUCAUUAACUAAGCUAGAAGACAGUGUGGAAGAUCACAAGUCUCGUUUUGUGGAGUCAUUAUUAAGUGGUGAUGGUUCUGGUGAAACUGUAUCUGCCGAUGUUACAGACUAUACGCAUCCUCAAAACAACAGUAGAAUUGAUGAAAAUAAAAGUUCAACCAUUGAUAGUCAUCAGUCAUUUUCUCAGCGAAGAACCUAUAUUAAGGAAUUGGAGAGUACUAAUUUGAGAGAGGUGCAAUACAUUAAAAUGGGAUCACAGAAAUACCAGGAUAUCUUGAAUUUUAGAACUACACUUCCUAUUUCCACUCUAAAGGAUGAUAUAACGCAAAUGCUAAAGGAAAAUGAUGUUCUCGUUGUUUGUGGGGAAACAGGCUCCGGAAAAACAACUCAGGUUCCACAAUUCAUAUUGGAUGAGAUGAUUGAGUCAGGACAUGGUGGACACUGUAAUAUUAUUUGCACACAACCAAGGAGAAUAGCGGCUAUUUCAGUGGCUGAAAGAGUAGCUGAUGAGCGGUGUGAACCUUCACCAGGUUCUGAUGGUUCCUUGAUUGGUUAUCAAGUUCGUCUUGAUAGUGCCAGGAAUGAGAAAACAAGGCUUUUGUUCUGUACAACAGGCAUCCUUCUGAGAAAAUUGAUGGGGAACAGAAACUUGACUGGCAUUACUCAUAUCAUAAUCGAUGAAGUUCACGAGAGGUCUUUAUUGGGUGAUUUUCUUCUAAUUGUUUUAAAGAAUCUAAUUGAUAAGCAGUCCACUGAAAGCUCUUCGAAAGUGAAGGUCAUUCUAAUGUCAGCAACUGUGGAUUCAAGUUUAUUUUCAAGAUACUUCGGUCAUUGCCCUGUAGUUACUGCAGAAGGCAGGACUCAUCCAGUGACAACAUACUUUCUUGAGGAUAUAUAUGAUCAGAUCAACUAUCGACUUGCUUCAGAUUCACCAGCUUCUUUAACAAAUGAAACAGUUCCUAGUAGACAGAGAGCUCCUGUGACUAAUAGCAGGGGGAAGAAAAAUCUAGUCUUAUCUGCAUGGGGUGAUGAGUCUGUGCUUUCUGAAGAACAUUUUAAUCCAUAUUUUGUUUCCAGUUAUUAUCAGUCAUAUAGUGAACAAGCCCAACAAAAUAUGAAAAGAGUGAACGAGGAUGUCAUUGAUUAUGAUCUUAUUGAAGAUCUAAUAUGUUACAUUGAUGAGAAUUGUGAUGAGGGGUCUAUCCUUGUCUUCUUACCGGGAGUGAUUGAGAUAAACCACUUACAUGAUAAGUUAGUGGCGUCAUACCAAUUUGGCGGGCCAUCUUCUGACUGGGUUAUUCCAUUGCAUUCGUCAGUUGCGUCAACUGAACAAAAAAAGGUGUUUUUACACCCUCCAAGAAAUAUACGUAAGGUUGUUAUAGCCACAAAUAUAGCAGAGACCAGCAUAACAAUAGACGAUGUGAUAUAUGUAAUUGACUGUGGAAAACAUAAGGAGAAUCGAUUUAAUCCGCAGAAGAAAUUGUCCAGCAUGGUUGAAGAUUGGAUUUCUCAAGCAAAUGCAAGGCAGCGUCAGGGUAGAGCUGGACGCGUAAAACCUGGAAUUUGCUUUCGCUUGUACACUCGUUAUAGAUUUGAAAAACUCAUGCGCCCUUAUCAGGUUCCAGAGAUGCUUCGAAUGCCAUUAGUUGAAUUAUGUCUGCAGAUUAAGUUACUAUCUCUUGGAUAUAUCAAGCCAUUUUUGUCUAUGGCUUUAGAAUCUCCAAAAAUUGAAGCAAUGGAUUCAGCGAUAUCUUUAUUGUAUGAGGUGGGUGCUCUAGAAGGGGAUGAAGAGUUGACACCUCUUGGGCAUCAUCUCGCAAAACUACCUGUUGAUGUAUUAAUUGGGAAGAUGAUGCUGUAUGGUGCAAUUUUCGGUUGCUUGUCACCUAUUCUUUCAGUUUCAGCAUUUUUAAGUUACAAGUCUCCAUUUGUAUAUCCCAAGGAUGAGAGGCAGAAUGUUGAAAGAGCAAAACUUACUUUGUUGAAUGAUAAGCAAGAUGGGCCUGGUGAGGGAAAUGAUAUUAAUCGGCAAUCUGAUCAUUUAGUUAUGAUGAUAGCUUACAAAAGAUGGGAAAAUAUUUUGAAUGAGAGAGGAUCUAAAGCUGCACUGCAAUUCUGCAAUUCAUAUUUUCUGAACAGCUCUGUAAUGUUUAUGAUAAGGGAGAUGAGGGUACAAUUUGGAACUUUGCUAGCAGACAUUGGUCUCAUCACUCUUCCAAAAUAUUAUCAGCAAAGGUACUCUUGGACGAGGUCUCAUCUAUGAAGAUAGAGGAUAUACUUAGAUAGUCAGCUACUUAGAUGUUGAUUGGGCAAACUCACCUAUUGAUAGGCGAUUCACUUAUGGGUAUUGUGUACUUCUUGGAGGAAACUUGAUAUCAUGGAAGAGUAAUAAACAAAAUGUAGUUUCAAGAUCUAGCGCUGAAGCAGAAUACAUGGCAAUGACAUUAGUAACAUGUGAGCUCAUUUGGUUGAAGCAAUUACUCAAAAUCAAAAGCUUCAAUUUGAAAAGGCAAGGCCAAUGACACUAAUCCAUAAUAAUCAAGCCACAUUGUAUAUUGCCUCAAAUCUAGUUUUCCAUGACAAGACCAAAUAUCUUGAGAUGAAUUGUCAUUUUGUUGGAGAAAAGAUUGAAUCAGGCGACAUCGUCACAAGUUUUGUCAAUUCCAAUGAUCAAUUGGCAGAAAUUAAUUUGAGAAAUUAGCCUUCCAUUGACAGCACGGACCAAUUUAAAUAAUUAUCACCAUUGAGUUUCUUCGUCAUUAUAGAGGGAUUACCAGAGAAAACAUAGAACACAAGACUCUUACUGAGGGAUUACCAGAGAAAACAUAGAACACAAGACUCUUACUGGAUGAUUCAGCUUUGUUGUUGUUUUUCUCUGAUACCCCUGAAACUGAACUCAUCUUGACAGUACUUGGAGGAUACGAAGAACAGAAAACAGAUUCAGAACACUGUCCACACCGCACCAGAAUGAUGAACAGCACCAAAACACUGUAGAACGUGGGACCAACUAACGAAAAACAAGGUCAGAAUAAACAGUACAGAGGACGGAGAGCAGAACGGGACAAACGGCGCAGUGAACUGAGAACAGGACGGUGGCACGUGGAGAAGCAGAAAAUGAAGGCUCUUCGGGGACUGGCCGAUCUGCCUAUGGCGAGUCUGAUUUUGAGGUUACCGUAUCGAGUACAG